AUGGGACAGGUCAAGCUGCUUACCGAAUCAGAAACUACCAACACCGAUGCUGAGAUCUAUAAGCUGGAGGAUAACUCUAUACUGAGUUACGGCACCAAGCAAGGUUCCCCUGCGAAGCCCGAUGCAAAGCGCCUGACGUGGGAGGAAGUGAAGGACAUCAUCUUGUUGAAGAAACUAUUUGAGAAAUACGAAGAACGGCCAACACCGCUGGCGGUUUAUAACUGGCGUAUCUACGGUACUGCUCUCAUAGCGUCGGCAGCGGCUAUUAUCAUCGGCUACGAUGGUGGCUUUAUUGGUGGAACUGUUGCUUUAGACUCUUUUAGACUGGAGUUCGGUCUCGACACCAUGACGACCGCCCACGCUGAUAAGAUAGUAUCUGAUGUUAUUUCAGUUUUCCACGCUGGCUGCUUCUUUGGUGCGCUUAUUUCCUACCCUUUUUCCUACUAUUGGGGAAGGCGUAUUUCGCUUAUCAUCGCGGCUGUCACGAUCACCGUUGGUUCCGCUAUCAUGCUAGCUGCCUCUUCAAAAAAUGGCUUAGCUCCGAUAUACGUGGGAAGAGUGCUUGCAGGUCUUGCUGUUGGGUUCUCAACGAACUUGACCCCCGUAUAUCUUUCCGAAAUCAGUCCUCCGGCCAUCAGAGGCAGAAUCAUUGCCUUGUAUGAGAUUGGUUGGCGUGUUGGAGACUUGGUAGGUUUCUGGAUCAACUAUGGUAUUGAUUCCCAUAUAGCACCCAGCAAAAAACAAUGGUUCAUUCCUUUUGCUGUACAGCUUAUUCCUAGCGGUAUGUUUCUUGCGGGAAGCAUCAUCAUGAAGGAGAGUCCUAGAUGGCUCUUCUCCGUGAACAGGCACGACGAAGCUACGAAUAACCUUACAUGGUUCAGAAAUCUCAAGGAGAACGACGAGUAUAUCAUUUAUGAAGUGAACCAAGUGAAAGAGUCCAUUGAGUACCAACGCAAUAACGUGGGUCUUGGACUCACUGACCCUUUCAAGCAAGUUUUCCUCAACAAAGAUCGGAAAAUUCUUUACCGUCUUUCCCUCACAUGUGGCUUGUUUAUAUUCCAGAACUUCUUAGGUAUCCAGUCCAUCAACUAUUAUUCGCCCAGAAUCUUCGCAAGUUUGGGCGUGGAAGGAACUAACGCUACGCUUUUCUCAACGGGUAUGUUUGGAGUGGUGAAAUUCGUUUGCACGUUCAUUUAUAUCCUUUUCAUCGUGGACUCUUUCGGAAGAAGAAAAGCAUUCAUGUGCUCCUCGGUGGUUUGUUCCAUCUGCUUCUGGUAUAUUGGUGCUUACCUUAAAGUGAAUGACCCGACACAACCUGGCGUGGAUGCUGGCCCUGGUGGCACAGCAGCUAUAGUGAUGAUGUACGUCUGGAUUGCUUCUUUCAUUCUCGCUUGGUCGGGUGGUCCAUUUGUCAUUGGCAGUGAGGUAUUUGACCAAAACAUUCGUUCGUUUGUUCAAGCAAUUAACGCUGCCGUAACCAUGGACUAUGGUAUCUACUUCUUUUUUGCAGCUUUGGCAGUCUUGGCUGUUCCUUUUGUGUUUUUCUGUAUUCCAGAAACAAAAGGCAUUGCUUUGGAAGACAUGGAUAGAUUGUUCAACAAGGACAUCCCUCCACGUCUUGCUCACUCAAUUGUCCUUAACCAGGCAAGGAAAGGUGCGGCCGAAGUGAUGAAAGAGCAUCAUGGCUUGUUUAAAACUGACACGGCAAAGCGAAUGGAGAAUCAGCAUGUUGAAGACCUCUUGGCCUUCAACGGUAAACAAGUAUAA
Molecule: messenger RNA, 1767 nt
Organism: Candidozyma haemuli
Lineage: Eukaryota; Fungi; Ascomycota; Pichiomycetes; Serinales; Metschnikowiaceae
Gene: HGT14
Product: Hgt14p
Exons: 2
Coding region: 1-1767 (588 amino acids)
Biological process (GO): transmembrane transport; carbohydrate transport
Cellular component (GO): membrane
Molecular function (GO): carbohydrate:proton symporter activity
Source: RefSeq, a predicted model, not a curated record